CGCAGUCGCUCUUUUCUCUCCCCUGUAAAGAUGUCUGAGCUGGCGGGGAGGGAGCGGAGCGGAGGACCCCGAAUAGAGAGGCAGAGCCCGCGACUCGAAGCCGUUCAAAGAGUCCAGGAUCAGUUUGACGGUGUUGUCUUUGUUGUGGCAUCAGGUCGAUCAAUGUGCUUGUGACGAGCAGCCGAGAUGUCCAAUGAGAGCCAGGCAUCGCUGAAAGGGGAGGCGGCCAUGGUGCAUUCACCCAGCGCCUCUGCUGCUUCACAUGGCCCGCCUCUCUCGCCUUCCACCGCCAAACCGCCUGAACUGCCAGAUGAGCUGAUCCAGGCGGGUUGGUCCAAGUGUUGGUCUCGGCGGGAGAACCGUCCUUACUACUUCAACAGGUUCACGAACCAGAGCCUGUGGGAGGUGCCAGUGUUGGGCCAGCAUGACGUCAUUUCGGAUCCUUUAGGCCUGAAUGCCGCUCCAGCAGAGGGUGCCGACGGUAACCUUGGCAACGGCCAGAGGAAGAGGCGGAGCUCUGAGGAGCAGGUGGCCGGCCCCAACAGCCUGAAACGGGCAAAGGUAAGCGUGGUCCUUUUGUCCCCGCCACGCAUCAGCACAACGGGUGUCCUCUUAUGGCACGCGUGUCUCAUUCAGGCUGAGCCCACCACGCCCAUUUCACCCAGCACACCCGGCGCCAAACCCUGGAGCGCUCCCCCUGAUGACAAACAAGGUGCAGGGGUCGUGGCGCCGACCACUCCUACCACACCGAGCCCCGCCCCCGCGCCCUACAGGCCGGCCAUCGUCUACUGGGAUCUGGACAUCCAGACCAAUGCCGUCAUCAGAGAACACCCGCCCGCCAAGCACCUCCCCCCGCACCCCGAGAUUGAGUUGCAGAGAGCUCAGCUGGUCACCAAACUCAGGCAACACUACCAUGAGCUCUGUCAUCAGAGAGAAGGCAUCGACCCUCCUCGGGAGUCGUUCAACCGCUGGCUGCUGGAGAGGAAGGUCCUGGACAAAGGUUUGGACCCCAUGUUGCCCAGCGACUGUGAACCUGUCAUCUCGCCGUCCAUGUUCAGAGAGGUCAUGAACGACAUCCCCAUCAGGCUGUCUCGCAUCAAAUAUAAGGAGGAGGCCCGUAAGCUUCUCUUCAAGUACGCCGAAGCGGCCAAGAAGAUGAUCGACUCCAGGAACGCCAGCCCGGAGAGCAGGAAGGUGGUUAAAUGGAAUGCCGAAGACACCAUGAGCUGGUUACGUAGGGACCACUCGGCCAGCAAGGAGGACUACAUGGACCGUCUGGAGCACCUCCGCCAGCAGUGCGGUCCUCACGUGACGGCCGUGGCCAAAGACUCAGUGGAAGGAAUCUGCUCCAAGAUCUACCAGCUGUCGUCUGAGUACUGCAGACGCCUUCAACACACGCACCUCAGCCUGCUGCAAGACCCACCCACAGAUGCGUCCUCGUCUUCCUCGUCCCCGUCGCCGUCUUCGUCCCGCCUGGUGUACUGUUACCCGUUGCGUUUGGCGCGGCCGUCGCCCCCGCUCCCACGCGUGGAACUCCACUUCGAGAACGACGUGGCCUGUCUGCGAUUCCGAGGGGAGAUGGUCAAAGUCAACAGGGGACACUUCAGCAAGCUGGAGCUGCUGUACAGAUACAGCUGCAUCGAUGACUCUCGCUUCGAGAAAUUCCUGUCACGGGUUUGGUGCCUGCUCAAGCGAUAUCAGGUGAUGUUCGGCAGCAGUGCCAACGAGGGUACGGGACUGCAGGGGGCGCUGCCGGUGUCUGUGUUUGAGGCUUUGAAUCGGCAAUUUGGUGUUUCCUUCGAGUGUUUUGCAUCGCCGCUCAAUUGCUACUACAAGCAAUUCUGCUCCGCCUUCCCCGACACCGACUGCUACUUUGGCUCCCGAGGGCCCUUCCUGUCCUUCUGUCCUGUCAGCGGCUCGUUUGAAGCCAACCCGCCGUUCUGCGAAGAGCUGAUGGACGCCAUGGUGACGCACUUUGAGGACCUUCUGGAGCAGUCCAGCGAGCCUCUGUCCUUCAUUGUCUUCAUCCCUGAAUGGCGAGACCCUGUAACGCCGGCCCUUGGCCGCAUGGAAGGAAGUCGCUUCCUGCGUCACCAGAUGAGCGUGCCUGCCUACGAACACGAGUACCGAUCCGGAAGUCAGCACAUCUGCAAGAGGGAGGAGAUGUACUACCGGGCUGUCCACGGCACAGCAGUGCUUUUUCUCCAGAAUGCGGCAGGCUUCGCCAAGUGGGCUCCCACGCCGGAGCGGUUGGCUGAACUAACGGCGUCUUACCGGCCCUCGCGCUCCGCCCCUGCCGCCGGUGCUCCCCCGUUGGCCUCCCCGGGCCCCGCCCACCCGCCUCCGGCUGACCGAGACUCCUCUGCCCUCAACAAGAGCGCCGACAGGAUGACCAGUGCGCUCGUCUCGCCCGGAAGCCAUGACAAGAACAACAACGGUGGCGGCAGUCCGCAGGACAAGAUGGCCACUGGGUAAAGGAGCAAGUGGAGCAUGUGCGGUCCCUCGUGCUGAUUCUCAGCAAUAAUGGCUUGUGAUGUCACGCCGGGCCGCUUGGGGAUUGAUCGACAAGGCAGCUAUCGUUUUUUUUUACUUUUCUUUUUUGGACUUGACUCAAUGGGCCAAUUUGAUUUUGAAACUCCCUUUUGCACACCCACAGAUGUAAAGUUGAACACAUCUCCCAAAUUGUCACCAAUAUCAUAAAGAGAGAAUCCGCCACAGCUACGUGCAACGUUGCACUCUUGCAAUUCAAAUACCCUGCUCUCCCAUUGUGCAACUUUGUGGUCGGCGUGAAAGAGGCCACACGGUGACAUGGUUGCUGACGUAGAAUUGUUUGCUUAUUUUGACAUUUUCCAAUGAAUUGACUGCCUGCCUGAGGUUGGCAUGGCAACAGCAAGCCAGGCUCAUUUCAAAAUAAACCAGCGCUGGACAUUAUGUCGCACAAAAUGCCAGCGACGAUACACACUGCGGUGGGUCGAGGAAGCACUUGAUUGGGCGCCUGCUCACCCUGUAAAUGAUGUACAGUCAAGGUGAAACUCAAUGGAUGCUUUUUAGUCAUCAUCGUUUCUGUAUCAUAAUGUUUACAAUAGUUUGUUCCAAACUAAACCAAAGUGUUAUUAAGAAGAAGAAAAAAGUCUAUAUAUUGUAAAUGUACAAAGUGUGUGUGUGUGCACGCGCGCAUGCAUGCGCGCGUGCACAGAAGUCAAUCCAGCAAGUUUUGUUUCUUUUGUUUGUGGUGAAGCCUCACGCAGAAGCUGUGCUUGCAUGAAACGUUUUCUUUUCACUAAGCUGAGCAUCAUGCAAAACUGUCAUUCUGUUGAGUUGCUCUCUGUCGCGUCCCCUUUCUGAUUGUCCUUGCUUUUGGGAGGGUGGGGCACUAACUUCAAUCUUAAAUAUUUACUUUGGAUUAUUAUUAUUUUUAUUAUUUUGCUUUUGAUUUUUUUUUUGCUCAAAUCGGAGUACAGACUUUUUCCACUUGUAAAAAAAAAAAGAGAAAAUUUCUCCAAUGACGUCCAUAUUUUUUACACGUUUUCACAAAAAAAAAACGGAGAAAGUUGCAUGUGACCAUUUGUUGUGAGCUUUUAACCAUUUUGUGAUUGUUUUGUUCUCCUUUUUUUUAAUUUCUAACUGACGCCAGUCAGCGACUUGUUUGUUUUUCUUUUUAUUGGCCCUGCCUGGCUGAGUGCAAAAAGAAAAUGCGACAUUGUAAAUACAAAACUUUGGACUGGAGAAUGUAUAUAAAUGCGCUACAGAUAAAAUGCAGUUUGAUUCUCAGUAAAGUUAUAUUCCAUCCUU
Hippocampus comes (tiger tail seahorse) is the source of this 3792-nucleotide messenger RNA. RefSeq names its product phosphorylated CTD interacting factor 1 (gene pcif1). NCBI's taxonomy places the organism in Eukaryota, Metazoa, Chordata, Actinopteri, Syngnathiformes, Syngnathidae. The record is from RefSeq and is a predicted model, not a curated record. Gene Ontology annotation, cellular component: nucleus. The transcript is spliced from 15 exons. Bases 187 to 2475 code for a protein of 762 amino acids. Gene Ontology annotation, molecular function: mRNA (2'-O-methyladenosine-N6-)-methyltransferase activity; RNA polymerase II C-terminal domain binding.